UAGUAAACGAUCAUCAUGCCACCAAAUGAAGUGACAGUCGAUGAGCCACAACCAGCGCCUGAAGUGGAAUCAGCGACUGCAGAAUUAGAAACAGCAGACCAAAAGGCUGAAGAAGCAACACAGCAUUCAAUAUUUCGAGAAAAUGCACAUCAGCCAGUUGGUGAAAAUCAAAAAAUUAUACCCAACAUAAUAGAAACGACACAAACCCCACAAGGCACAACAGAAGGAGAACCAGAAGAGACUACUACUAAGACCUCAGUGUUACAAAAAGUUGAAAAUGCUGGUGAGCGUGUUACCAUUGCAAUUGCUGAUAAAACUGGCCUACCCACCUGGGGUGUGGUGGCCAUUAUCAUAUUGGUAUUCCUGGUUGUCUUCGGCAUCAUAUUCUUCUGUGUACGAAGAUUCUUAAAGAAGCGACGAACUAAAGAUGGUAAGGGUAAGAAGGGUGUUGAUAUGAAAUCGGUACAAUUAUUAGGAUCGGCGUACAAAGAAAAAGUUCAGCCUGAUAUGGAGGAACUCACCGAAAAUGCUGAAGAGGGCGGCGAAGAGGACAAAGAAAGUGAACAAAAAUUAGGCAGACUGAAUUUUAAGCUUGAAUAUGAUUUCAAUUCAAACAGUUUAGCCGUAACUGUUAUACAAGCUGAAGAAUUGCCAGCUUUAGAUAUGGGUGGUACCUCAGAUCCCUACGUUAAAGUGUAUCUGUUGCCCGACAAGAAAAAGAAAUUCGAAACAAAAGUACAUCGUAAGACACUAAGUCCAGUUUUUAAUGAAACAUUUACAUUUAAGAGUUUACCCUAUGCUGAUGCCAUGAAUAAGACUUUAGUAUUUGCCAUCUUUGAUUUUGAUCGUUUCUCAAAGCACGAUCAAAUUGGUGAAGUCAAGGUUCCACUGUGCACAAUCGAUUUGGCGCAAACAAUUGAGGAGUGGCGUGAUUUGGUCAGCGUUGAAGGUGAAGGCGGUCAGGAAAAGUUGGGCGAUAUCUGUUUCUCAUUACGUUAUGUACCGACCGCUGGCAAAUUAACCGUUGUCAUAUUGGAAGCCAAGAACUUGAAAAAAAUGGACGUUGGUGGAUUGUCUGAUCCAUAUGUGAAAAUUGCCAUUAUGCAAAAUGGAAAACGUUUGAAAAAGAAGAAGACAAGUAUCAAAAAAUGCACCCUCAACCCCUAUUAUAAUGAGUCGUUCUCAUUUGAAGUACCAUUUGAACAAAUACAAAAAAUCUGUUUGGUUAUCACUGUCGUGGAUUAUGAUCGUAUCGGUACUUCUGAGCCCAUUGGACGCUGUAUACUUGGUUGUAUGGCUACCGGCACUGAAUUGCGACAUUGGUCGGAUAUGUUGGCCUCACCCCGACGACCUAUUGCACAGUGGCAUACCCUGAAAGAUCCCGAGGAAACCGAUGAAAUCCUUAAAAAUAUGAAGUAAGAAGUUUAAACUAAACUUAUAAACAACAACAACAACAGCAAAAACAAAACACAAAUAAAUAAAUAUUCAUGGGAAAUGCAAACAUGAAAAGUGGAGUUGAGUAGAGAGAGAAUAAAUGAAAAAAAAAAUUGAUUGAUAUCGUUCGUUACUUAAAAAUGUUAAUUUUAAAAAAGUAAGCAACAAUUUUACACAGGUUUGUUUUAUUACAAAUUGUUUAUGAACAUAAGUACAUAGAUACAAAUAGACAUACUUACUUUUUUACAAUUUUUUAAGGAUAUCAAUCAAUUAUUUUUUUCGUUUCGUUUGUCUCGUUCGUUUAACUUUUCACGACAAAAAUGUUCAAUACAACUACAACAACAACAGCAAACUAUAUAAAUCACACAUCAAAACCGUCAUCAAUAAACAACAAACAACAACAAGAACAAAAACAAAAGAAACAAAUAAUAGUACCAGCAUCUUAUAGUAGUUAAUUAUAAUUAUUAAUAACAAAAUAAAUUUAAAUAAAAUAUACAUAUUUACAUAGUCUAUGUUACUCAUACAUACCAUAUAUAGCGCAUACAUGAAAAAAUCAUUUCAAAAAAAAAGUUUAAAAAAAAACGAUGGCCACCAUUCAUUAAUAAAAAACAUUUAAGAAAUAAUUAAAACAAAAUAACGAAAUACAAUCAAAUAUACAAGAUACUACUCGUACAUACAACAGCAACCAAUAACAAAACAACAACAACAACAAAAAAAGAAGAAACUGUAAAAUAUUUGUACUUAUCUACGAGUAUUCAAAGUGAAAUAAGUUUGAAUAUUUUCCAGCCGCGCCGCGAGAAUUUAAAACAUUCAUAUUUUAUUAUUUGAAAUUCUUCUUUUUUUACAAAAAAAAAAUAUAUAUAAAAAAAAACCCAAAAACAAAUUUCAGAGACAAUAUAAUAUUUUCAGUAUACUUUUUCAUUGAAAUAUUAUUAUUAUAUAACUAACAACUUGUCUUAAACGUAAAGUAAAAAAGUAAAAAAAAAUAUUAACAGCUUUUCCUUUACAGAUCUCUCUAUAUAAUUAUAAAAGAAAAGACAAAGAAACUAUUUUAAACAAAUUUAAAUUAUUAUUGAUUAUCUAUAUUGAAAACCAAUUUCAAAGUUGUUAAAUUUUAGUAAAAGAAAAAAAAAACCAA
Calliphora vicina (urban bluebottle blowfly) is the source of this 2572-nucleotide messenger RNA. It is a transcript of the gene Syt1, whose product is annotated as Synaptotagmin 1. The transcript has 8 exons. Gene Ontology annotation, biological process: calcium ion-regulated exocytosis of neurotransmitter; regulation of dopamine secretion; regulation of calcium ion-dependent exocytosis. The record is from RefSeq and is a predicted model, not a curated record. Bases 16 to 1419 code for a protein of 467 amino acids. Gene Ontology annotation, cellular component: plasma membrane; dense core granule; exocytic vesicle. NCBI's taxonomy places the organism in Eukaryota, Metazoa, Arthropoda, Insecta, Diptera, Calliphoridae. Gene Ontology annotation, molecular function: phosphatidylserine binding; calcium-dependent phospholipid binding; clathrin binding.